Molecule: messenger RNA, 1071 nt
Organism: Nerophis lumbriciformis (worm pipefish)
Lineage: Eukaryota; Metazoa; Chordata; Actinopteri; Syngnathiformes; Syngnathidae
Source: RefSeq, a predicted model, not a curated record
AUGAACAACCUAACCGAGGCCUUCAGGCACUCCAUGGCUGAAGAUGAGAGCCCUGAAGACGACAGUGUGGUGAGCAAUGACUUUUCCACCACAGUGGGUGCCCUCAUCCUAGGACUGGUCUUCCUCCUUGGCGUACCCGGAAACUUCUUCAUUGUGUGGAGCAUCCUGGCUCGCGCCCGUCGCCGUUCGGUCACGACACUACUCAUCCUCAACCUGGCUUGCGCCGACGGCUUCCUCAUGGCGCUCACAAUCUUUUUCAUCAUCUACUUGGCCAAGCAGAGUUGGGUGUUUGGGACGGCCAUGUGCAAGGGUCUCUUCUAUCUGUGCAAUGUCAACAUGUACGCCUCCAUCUUUCUUAUCACGCUGAUGAGCGUGCACCGGUUGGUGGUGGUGGUGCUACCACGAAGGACUUCAGCCAAGAUUAGCAGGAAGGUGGUACGCCGCAUCAUUCUGGGCAUGUGGCUUCUGGUAGCCGUUACAGCACUGCCCUCACUGGUGUUCCGGGAUGUUCGGGAGGACAAAGAUGAGCGGAACAAGACGCGACUAGUAUGCGCGCCCAACCACACACUCCCACGAUACGUGAGGUUUCAGUACUCUUUAGAGACCGUAGCGGGCUUCAUUUUGCCUUAUGCAGUCAUCAUCACGAGCUACGUGCUCAUCCUGAGACGCCUGCGAGAGACCAAGUUCCGCCGGAAAGUGCGCAGUGAGAAGCUUAUUCUGGCCAUUGUGGUGAUGUUCUGCCUGUUUUGGCUGCCGUACCACGUCAUUAACAUGAUACAGGUGGCAGCUGAAUGGUACAAAGAGGGAUCACCCAGAAGAGAAACCCUGGAAUACAUCUACCAGUCAAGUCGUGCCAUCACAUCGGCCCUGGCCUUCAUCAGUAGUUGUGCCAACCCAGUCCUGUACACAUUUGCCGGCAAGUCAUACAUUAGGAAGAACGGCUUGGGCUUCAUGGCACGUCUCUUCGAGGGGACGUCACUAGACCAGACAGCCACCAAGCGUGGGAAGGAUGUGACGCUUAGCGACGUGGACUCUGGCGCAGCAUCCUUGUCGGCACAAAAUGGACGAUGA